This is a messenger RNA of Hemiscyllium ocellatum (epaulette shark), 1347 nucleotides long. It is a transcript of the gene sirt5, whose product is annotated as sirtuin 5. The record is from RefSeq and is a predicted model, not a curated record. NCBI's taxonomy places the organism in Eukaryota, Metazoa, Chordata, Chondrichthyes, Orectolobiformes, Hemiscylliidae. The transcript has 9 exons. Gene Ontology annotation, molecular function: protein-malonyllysine demalonylase activity; protein-succinyllysine desuccinylase activity; NAD+ binding. Bases 121 to 1050 code for a protein of 309 amino acids.
CUCCCCACAGUGUGAGCAGCGCGGGCGGGAGGCGAGGCCGGGCCGGGGACGUGCAGGUCGUCGCUGUCUGCUGGUUCUCCCGCCGCUUCUGAGGGAGCGCAGAACGAGCCUGUCACUGCAAUGAUUCUUCUUCAGUUCACUGCCAGGAAGCUUGUUUCGCAGGUGGGAAAUUGUUUUAAACGGCCUCCAAAAUUGCAAAUGACUCAGAUUGAAGCCAGCCGUCCAAGUUCAGAUUUGGCUGAAUUUCGGGAAGUCUUUGCGAAAGCCAAGCACAUAACCAUUUUAACAGGCGCUGGAGCUAGUGCAGAGAGUGGAGUUCCCACCUUCCGUGGAAAAGGGGGCUUUUGGAGGAAAUGGCAAGCCCAGGACUUGGCUACCCCGGAGGCUUUUGCAAGAAAUCCUUCUAGAGUAUGGGAAUUCUAUCACUAUCGCCGUGAGCUGAUGUUGAGUAAAAGCCCAAAUGCUGCACACAUUGCUAUUGCUGAAUGUGAGGCUAGACUGAGCAAGCAAGGCAGAAAGGUUGUGGUCGUCACUCAGAACAUUGAUGAACUUCAUAAAAGAGCAGGAUCAAAAGCUAUGUAUGAAAUUCAUGGCAGUUUAUUCAAAACACGCUGCACAAACUGUAAACAUGUAGCAGAGAAUUACAGGAGUCCGAUUUGUCCAGCUUUAGCCGGAAAAGGUGCACCAGAUCCUGACACACAAGAUGCCAGAAUUCCAGUUGAAGAUCUUCCCAGGUGUGAAGAAUUUGGUUGUAAUGGUCUACUUCGUCCACAUGUGGUAUGGUUUGGAGAGACUUUAGAUUCUGAUAUCCUGAUGGAAGUGAACAAGGAGCUUGAGAUCUGUGACCUUUGUCUUAUAGUUGGGACCUCUUCAAUCGUUUAUCCUGCAGCAUUGUUUGCUCCCCAAGUAGCUGCAAGGGGUGUGCCAGUAGCAGAGUUCAAUACUGUUGUCACAGAUGCCACCACAAAAUUCAGAUUUCAUUUUCCAGGCCCAUGUGGAACAACACUACCGCCAGCACUUGCUCGUCAUGAAAGUGAAGUAAUUUUUUAAGGAACUUGAACACGUAUUCAGAAGUCUUUUCAAAUAAUUAUGAGUAGGUCAAGUGAUAUUAUCAAAUUCAGCACUUUAAAAAGAAUUGUGGUGCUUUCAGCGAUAAGAAAUCCGUGUCACUGCUUGAAUGACAAAGGACUUUUAAUGACUCAUGAAUUUAAUUACCUGAUUAAUUGUAUUGUUCUUCUUUUGAAUUUAUGAAGUAGUCCUUUUUAAAUGCCUGUCAGCUGAAUAGGACUGAGAACAUUCAAUCAUUGUACAGAAAUGUCUAUAAAUAAAACAAUUUAAAAAUGUAAA